Messenger RNA from Magnolia sinica, 2525 nucleotides. RefSeq lists its product as uncharacterized. Bases 379 to 2205 code for a protein of 608 amino acids. Gene Ontology annotation, molecular function: 5'-nucleotidase activity. Lineage: Eukaryota; Viridiplantae; Streptophyta; Magnoliopsida; Magnoliales; Magnoliaceae. The transcript is spliced from 17 exons. The record is from RefSeq and is a predicted model, not a curated record.
AAUUUCUCUCUCUCUCUCCUCCCCUUGGAGUAUGGAGAAAAAGGGCGGGGGAGGAGAGAGAGGCCGUUUUUCAGUUGAGAAAAGAGAGAGAAAAAUGGUAAAGGCAAAGGCAUAUGUAAUAAAUGAAAAAGAGAAAGGAUCGUUACUCCUCGUUGCAUUGCAUGCAAGUGGCCUGAAAACGAAGCGCAUUCUCGAAUAAGGUUCUUCUCAAUUGAUGGUGGAGAGGGAUCUUCUCUCAUCAUCUGGGACCAUUCUCUCUCUCUCUCUCUCUCUCUCUCUCUCUCUCUCCUUUUGAAAUGAAAUAGAUAUCGUCUCCUACAACGACACUGAUUCCAGGAACCGAUUCUCCCUAUCCCGAGAUGCCUAUUUAAUACCGAUAUGUGGAUUCCAAACAGGCCCUUGUACUUGUCUUCUUUUCUCUCCCUCUCUUCUCCUUCUCCAUCUCUUUUUAGGUUAUAUCCAGGCCUUUCUCUUCCCUUCGUCUGCGACGAUUGGCUUCCUUCCACUACUAGCGCUAGUACUAGCUCUAGCACUACUAUUAGAAGAAGAUCAGCUGCUACUGCAGGUGUCAAUCAGUUGCACUCCAGUUAUAUAAUGGAUGGACCGGGGGUAGAUGGCAAAACAUCAGAGAUUCAGCAGCCCAUUCGUAACUCUGGUGGUCAGGAUCGCGGUGUUUGGUCAUCUUCUGAAUGGGGUCGUAAAAUUGAUAUGGGAAAACGGAUAUUUUGCAAUAGAUCUUUAAAUAUGAAGAAUAUUGUUGCAGUUGGGUUUGAUAUGGAUUAUACCUUGGCACAAUACAUGCCUGAAACGUUUGAAUCGUUAGCAUACAAUGGCACGGUGAGAAAGCUGGUCUAUAAUCUGGGCUACCCACCAGAGUUACUGGAGUGGUCAUUCGAUUGGAAAUACAUGGUCAGGGGUCUGGUUCUUGACAAGAAGAGAGGCAACAUCUUAAAGAUGGAUCGGCACAAAUAUGUGAAAGUAGCCUACCAUGGCUUCAGGGAGAUGUCUAAAGAAGAUAAAAUUGCAACUUAUGGAAACACCUUGAUACGGGAUUCGUUUGAUGAGCCCGACUAUGCUCUUAUUGAUACUCUUUUCUCCCUUGCUGAGGCCUACCUAUUUGCUCAGCUCGUUGACUUGAAAGAUAGUUAUCCUGGGAAAGUUCCUGAUGGUGCUGAUUAUAGUCGUAUGUAUAGAGAUGUUCGUGCUGCAGUUGACUUGUGCCAUCGUGAUGGAACUUUGAAGCAAAUGGUUGCAAAGGAUCCUAGAAAGUACAUUAAUGAGGAUCUGUCAAUUGUACCUAUGCUUAAAAUGCUCCGAGAUUCUGGUCGCACAACAUUUUUGGUGACAAAUAGCUUGUGGGACUACACAAAUGUUGUUAUGAAUUUCCUAUGUGGAGCCCAAAAUUUGGAUGGCAGUGCUCUUUGCAACUAUGAUUGGCUUGAGAAUUUUGAUGUUGUCAUCACGGGCAGCUCAAAGCCGAGUUUUUUCCAUGAAGAAAAUCGUGCAAACCUAUUCGAAGUUGAACCUGAGACUGGGAUGCUAUUCAAUACUGACAAUGGCACUCUUCUUCCUCAGAUUGGAAACACAUCACCAAGAUUGCCAUAUAAGGGAGCUAAAAAGGCUUGCAGAGUUUUCCAGGGUGGGAGUGUUGGUCAUCUGCACAAACUGCUUUCAAUUGAAGCGAGUUCACAGGUUCUUUAUGUUGGAGAUCACAUUUAUGGAGAUAUUUUGCGCAGCAAAAAAGUAUUGGGUUGGAGGACAAUGCUAGUUGUUCCAGAGCUUGAAAAGGAGGUAGAGCUUCUUUGGCAAUCAAGGGAUACACGCAAGGAGCUUCGGUUGUUAAGAAAGGAGCGUGAUCUUGUUGAAGACAAAAUACAUCAUCUUAAGUGGUCUCUGAAAUUUGAACACACAGAUAUUGAAGAGAAGCAAAAGUUAUCUUCUGAACUCAAUCAAUUGGAGUCUCAAAGAGAUCGAGUUCGUUCUCUUCACCAACAUGCUCAGCGGGAAUGUCACCAAAAGUUUCACAAGGUCUGGGGACAACUCAUGAAGACUGGAUACCAAAACUCUCGCUUCGCACAUCAGGUUGAGAGGUUUGCAUGUCUGUACACUAGCCAAGUGACGAACUUGGGCUUAUACUCCCCUAACAAAUACUACAGAACAAGUGAAGAUUUCAUGCCCCAUGAAUUCGAUAUUCUUGGUCUGUGAGGAACCUAUCUGGGCCUAUUCCUAAAUCUCUUUUGAGUACUUGGAUGGUCAAGAUGGAUCUGCAUGUUUGGCACAGAAGGCAGUUCCUGAAUCUUUAAGUAAUGUGUUUGCAACAGGUGGGCCAUUGGAAGGGGUGGCUGGUACCGACUGUAAAGGGGUCAAUUCUACCAUGCAAAUGCCAUGCUGUAGAUGUCUGUCCAAAUCUUCUGUAGUACUGUUAAUGCCAGGCUGUACAUGUCUGUCCAAAUGUUCUGUAGUACUGUUGACUAAAAACAGAUGUUUGAUCAAUGGCAGUUGUUAUUGGGAAAGCUUGCUUUUUA